CGAAAAAUUUACCAGCGUUACAAUAGCCUUCCAGCAUCCCAACAACAGGCCCAGCCAAUGUCUGUAAAAUGCGGUGGAAACAUCUACCGCAACUUAUGGCGAGCAGUUUUAUUAGAAAGAGUCGGCCCGCGAUCUCGACGGCUUGAGCCAUCUCACUCCAGUUUUUUACAAGAUCUAUACCUUGUUAACAUGCGAUUUUCACCACGACGACAUUUCCUAUCAACGGCUGCUGCUCCUAUAAAGACAUCAAGCACAUUAGCACACCGUUCAUCAUCACCGACGAAAAGAACAUUUGACCAGAAAACAGGAAGCAAGGCUGACAUAGAAUCUAGAAUGGAUCAACUGGGAUCUUGGCUGCACAAGCUCACCCUAUCGGAUGCAACACCAGCUGAUAUCCAGGGCAUAACCCAUCUAUUGCAACAUUCUGAAGCGCAUGCACUUUUGAAAACAUUAUCUCCAGGCAAUAUCACCACACUUUAUCGAUUGCUUUCUAAGUUUAGUUGCCUGGACUUAUUGAAUCAGAUACGCACCGCUUUGAAUGACAUUGGCGUGGACCCAACAAUGGCCGAUUUCCAAGUAUGGCUGGUGGCAUAUACCAAAUCCAAUUUACUCAAGGAGGCUCAGGAACUAAUAUCUGAUGCGCAGAGGCAUGGGUUUCAACUGUCGUGGAGUCCCGCAUUGAUGGAUUGCAUCGAAAGCGGUGACUUGCAGAGUGCACAUCAGACCAUCCAGAUAUUAGCGGACAUCCCCACUAUUCAGGUUGACGCAUCUGCGUACAAGAACUUAAUACAAGCAUACUUGAGGAAUGAUAAGAGAAAACACAGCGGGUCCCUUGGGUAUGCUAUACGCACUUUUCAAUUGAUGGUGCAAAGCAACACCGAAGCCGAUGGAGAGACAUAUUCAGCAUUUGUCGAGGCUUAUAUUGAGGAUUCAUUGGCGCACUGGAAGGACGAAGAGCAUAAAACUCGGAUAUCUACCAUUGAUCGUUUAUAUGAAGCCAUUCUUGCCCAACCCAAUUUCGAGCCACCUUCAUCGGUAUGGACAUCUCUGAUACGCGUAUACACUCAAAACGACUCGCUUGCCAAAGCCGAACAAGUCUAUUAUGACUUUAAGAAGACUGAAAAGAUCGCUGAAGAUGUGAUGGAUACAACCGAAAACCUGAUCGUUGCAUUGACUCGACAACAAUGGAUGGUGUCAGCCAAUUCGCUGUUUUAUGACCUGAUGGCGGAUGGACACCUUUUUCACCACAAGACCUUGUCAGCCAUGGUGUAUGGAUAUGGCAGGAAAAAUGAUUUGGAAGCGGCAGAAGAGCUUAUUCAUACCUCUCGAGACCAAUGGGCAAAAUCCAGUUUACAACCCUAUGCAGCACUCAUACGAGAAUACAUGCGAUUGAAUGAUAUCCCAGCAGCUCGUCGGAUUUUUGACACCAUUGCAGAUAAAAUCCCGCAAUCUCAUCCCAGCCUUCAAGUUUAUGUAUAUAAUUUGCUACUUACCGGUUACGCUAAUAUUGGAAACAUUAAGCAAUGUGAAAGUCUUUGGCGACAUAUGAAGCACCAUGAUAUUAUCAGCUUCAACGUCAUGCUUGAGGCUUACUCGGAGACUGGUGAAUGGGAUGGCUUUAUCCGAACCGUCGACAAGAUGCACCAGGAUCACAUCGAGCCCGAUAGCCGGACCAAAAGCAUUCUUAUAUUUGGCCAAAUUCGACAAGGGCAUUUGGAUCGCGCUCAAGAUAUGGUCAAGGCAUAUGCGUCUGCUGAAACAUUUCAGUCCAAAUCAUCUAACCUAAUAGGCGCGGUUAACUCACUGUUACAACUACAAAGCUUGAAAGGUGAUAAGGAGGCAUGUGAACAGCUGUUCCAGUAUCUUGUAAAGUACGAUCGGGUCAACGCCAACUCAUACCAGUCCCUUUUGUUCUGUCUCGGGAAGAUUGGAGCAACUAACGAAUUAAAAAUGGUUUACGACAAAACUCGUCAACAGGAUAUACAGUUGGAACCGGCAAUUGAUAGACUCAUUAGAAAAUGGUUAUAAUAAAGCAUAAUACCCCUGUCAGUCCCACUCUCAAAG
Umbelopsis ramanniana AG is the source of this 2064-nucleotide messenger RNA. RefSeq lists its product as uncharacterized. Gene Ontology annotation, molecular function: protein binding. The transcript has a single exon. The record is from RefSeq and is a predicted model, not a curated record. Bases 58 to 2028 code for a protein of 656 amino acids. Lineage: Eukaryota; Fungi; Mucoromycota; Umbelopsidomycetes; Umbelopsidales; Umbelopsidaceae.